CUUUGAUGGGGUUGGAUGUUAGUCCAAUGUUCAUUCAUGGACCAGAGAUAAUACAUUAUUUUUUGUGUUCGAUAAGACUGAUUUGUUCACAUGUCGAUAACUAUUGAUAAGGAACUGUCUACAAUUCGCAUGUAAAAAUGAAAGAAACGCUCCCUGCAUUUGUAGAACACCCUUUGGUUCACUUCCGACAGCGUUACGAAUGGGAUUGUGGCCUGUCGUGUAUUUUGAUGCUUUUAGGCCACAAUGAGAAACGCAAUUUCCUGGAUAAUUUUAAACACAUCUGUCAUACGGGUGGAUUUGGAGAAAGUACAUGGACCAUCGACCUGUGCUACGUCCUCAAGGAUUUUGGCGUAAAGCACAAGUACAUCACGACUACAUUCGGAGCAAAUCCAUCACACCUUGGGAAGGAGUACUACAAAUGCUUUAACACGGACGAGAUGCGAGUUAAUGAGAAAUUUGCCAACGCAUCUUCCCGUGGCAUUCCUAUUGAAACUAAAUCAAUGUCGCACCAGUUCCUGCAGGAGCAUUUAGCAAACCAUGGCAAUAUUAUUCUGCUAACCAACGCCUCUCUAUUGUAUUGUGAUCUUUGUAAAACCAAUAAGCUUUCCAAGGAAUUAAGAUCAUGUCUAGGAUUGAAAGCAGCUUACAUGGGGCAUUACAUCAUCCUGUGUGGCUACGACCAGAGAAUACGGAAAUUUAUAUACCGAAAUCCUGCAUUUAAAGACAGAGUAUGUUUCAUGUCCUACGAAGCAAUGGACAAAGCACGGAAAGCUAAUGGAACCGAUGAGGAUAUCAUUCUACUCUAUGACAAACAAUUGUGAUAACAAGAAAUGUUUUAUUAUUAUUUUUUGCAUUUUACCAAGGAUUUCGGAUGCCCUCUACACGAUGAGUGUCCACGAGACACCAGAACAACAAAUUCUCCAUUCAUCACAAUGUAUUUAUUCGUUAUUUAAUUGCUACAGUCUUAUGAUAACCCUACGAGUAAAUUCCUAUUGAUUUAUUUUGUACAUUAUAGCUGUAAUUUAUAACUAAAAUAAACCUUGU
Messenger RNA from Ochlerotatus camptorhynchus, 1044 nucleotides. RefSeq names its product protein GUCD1. The record is from RefSeq and is a predicted model, not a curated record. Bases 138 to 821 code for a protein of 227 amino acids. The transcript has 6 exons. Lineage: Eukaryota; Metazoa; Arthropoda; Insecta; Diptera; Culicidae.